Messenger RNA from Neolamprologus brichardi, 1104 nucleotides. The record is from RefSeq and is a predicted model, not a curated record. NCBI's taxonomy places the organism in Eukaryota, Metazoa, Chordata, Actinopteri, Cichliformes, Cichlidae.
AUGGCUGACACAAUAAAUGUGACUUCAUCUUCCAACCAGACCUGUGAUGCUGUUAACACUUCAGCCUAUCCUUUCUUUAUGCUGGUCUACAGUCUAGUGUUCCUGGUGGGGUUAAUCCUCAAUGGCUUCAUCAUGAAGUUUCACUUUUGUGGAGCACAGCAGCAGGCAUCGAGCAGCUUGAAGAUCUACCUGAAAAACCUGACAGCUGCUGACUUCCUGCUCUGCCUCUCUCUACCACUCCGCAUCACCCACUAUGCCAGCAGCUCUGUCAUCAUUCGUCAGCUCUACUGUAGUUUUGGAGCUUGUGCCAUCUUCCUCAACAUGUACGCCAGCAUCAUAUUCAUGGGCUACAUCGCUGCCAACAGGUAUCUAAAGAUCGUCCAGCCUUCAGGAACUCACAUCCUGCAUACAGUAAAAUCGGCCUACAUCAUUUCCAUAAUCACCUGGGUUUUUCUCCUGGUUCCGACUGUGACAUACACCAUCCUGUUUUUCAUCACCCAGACCCAAGUGACCUCUAACCCCAGCUGCUGUGAUCCCUUCUUUAGUGAAUCAAUCAAGCUGUUCUUCACAAUCAUCCACACUUUGUCUCCCAUCAUCUUCCUCGUGGUCUUCAUAUCCCUGGUCUUCUUCUACUACAGCACCUCCCGCAGGGUGUUGCGGGCACAGCAGAGGCAGCUGGCCUCCUCUGGCUCCGAGAAGCUUAUCAAGCCUCGCAGGAACAUGUUAGUGCUGGUCAGCAUCUUCUGUGUUUGCUUUGUCCCCUAUCACCUGGCUCGUCUUCCCUAUAGUCUUCUGUGGAGCAAUGACUCUGUAGGCUCAGUCUUGAACUAUGUAAUGGAGGUGACCACCAUGGUGGCAGUUUUCAAUGUCUGCCUGGACCCUGUUGUUUACUUUUUCCUCUGUAAGUCUUUCCGGGCAAAGAUGAGGAAGGUGGCCAUUGUGACCAAUAUCCGACAAGCAACUGAAGAGAGAGGCAGACACAACACUGUGAGCACAGAAGCAGGCAUCAAGCAGCUUUCAACUCUGCCCUCAACAAUGAAGAGGAAGGAGACUCAUGUGGGCCAGAGAGGUGACAGACUGCUGAGCUACUUCAAGACAUGCUGA